GCGCAUUAAACCGGUGAGACGUCCGGUCCGACCACCAACCCGGAAGUGUGAACUGCGAAGUGGAAGCCAGAAAUAUUUUGCCAGCUGGCUAACGUCAACUACAAUGUGGUUUCUAACACUAACAGUAAGAUUGUUUGAUCAUUUAUUUGUUUCGAAAAACCAGUAAGAAUCGGAUGGUUUCGCAUCACGACACCGACGAGUAUAGUAGAUGAGGGAUUAUUUCUGCGAUGGUGAAGCAACACCAGCAGUCGGACUGGAGUCGAACUCGCUAACCAGGUUGUUGAAACUGGUCCAAACUACGCGAUAUACAAACCUUUUCGUCCAGUCAACACGUGUUUUUAUUGACGCUUUUUAGUGGGCAGAUAUGUUUUGUACAUUGAUAUAGAAGUGACGAUUGCCUUCUCGUGUGCAAGCAGAAUUUAUAAAGAGACAAUAUGUUUCUAUGUUAAGUGUCGCGUCAGCUCAAAGCUUUACUUAAAUAACAAGAGGAGCAUUGACCCUACAGGUUAGAAUAAUGGACGCUAUCCGUCUUGGAUGGGAAACCAAACACACCAACCAUUUGGCGUAUUAACUACCGAACAAGACCUUCUAUUAUGAUGAGUAACCUCAGUUUACUUCCCCGUUAAAAUGAUGCAUCUUGUGUCAUCGUGUGUUUUUAUGAGUCAUCAGUUACAGGUGCAUCGCCGGCUCUACCAAACUCCUCCUGAGACCAUUAUAUCUGUCGGGCAAAACAUCCCUCGUGUCUGCUGAGCCCUGCGUCGCCUUAGUGCCAGAGCCCGCGACCCCGGGGGCCCGCCGUCAUGGCGCUCAUCGAGGGGGUGGGAGAUGAGGUCACCCUGCUGUUUGGGCUCCUGCUGGUCCUGAUGGUGCUGGUCCUGGCCUGGGCCUCCACCCACACCGCUGAAACCGCAGAGAGCAUCUUCAGCCCCCCCACCGCUGCCAGCGCCAGCUCCUCUCUGGAACAGCACGCCACCCUCGCCGCCACCACCACCACCACCACCACCGUCUCCUCCGACGCCGGCUCACAGACUCUGGCCCCGCCUCCCGGAGAGGAGGGCAAGACGGAGGGCGUGGAGGGGGAGAGGAGUGCGGGAGGGGGAAAUGGUGGAGAAGGAGGAGCAGCAGAUGCCGCCGGAGAGGGGGAGGAGGCGGGGGAGGACGGAGGAGAAAGGAGCGUGUUGGGAGACGGGCUGAGGCGCAGAGAGGCGGUCGCCCCACAAGAAACAGGCGGGGAGGGCCAAGGGCAGAGGAACAUGGUGGUCCGCCUGAAGUUCCUCAACGACACGGAGAGGCUGGCCCAAGUUGAGCCCCAGGACACCAUCGGAUACAUCAAACGGACGUACUUCGCGGGCCAGGAGCACCAGGUGCGGCUCAUCUACCAGGGCCAGCUGCUGCAGAACGACGCCCAGACGCUGGCCUCCCUCAACCUGGCCCACAACUGCGUGCUCCACUGCCACAUCUCCCAGCAUGCAGCGCGCAGCACGCCGGUGGGAGCCCCUCCCACCCACCAGGUUCAGGUGGCGCUCAACGUGGGCAGCCUGAUGGUGCCCCUGUUCCUGCUCAUGCUGUCGGUGCUGUGGUACUGCCAGAUCCAGUACCGGCACUUCUUCACCGCGCCCGCCACCGCCUCCCUGGUGGGCGUCACCAUCUUCUUCAGCCUGGUGGCGUUCAGCGUCUACCGCCGCUGAAGGCCACACCCCCUCCCUCCCUAAAAGACACGCCCAUCCCCAUGAGGUCACAUGCCUUCUCCUUCCCUCCUCAAGCCUCGCCCCCUCCCUCAAGCCCCACCCACAUAACAGGCUCCUCCACAUCAAGCUACACCCCUGGCUCCAUAAAGCCACGCCCCCUACCUGCUCUCAACCAAUGCCUCCCGCAAUUCUCUCGCGCUAGCUAGCUAGGCUGCUUUCUACUUUGCUAUAACUGCAUCUUUGCCUGUUUGCCGUAAUGCAGAAGAACGCACGCAGGAGCGGCUGCGCUAUGACCCAAACCAACUUCCUGUAUCCUGACCUUAGCCCCGCCUCCGCAGCCCCACACCUCUAACCUUGUGGGCCUCUGGGCUCCAGUGAGAAAGACUGCUCCGGCUUGCCGUUAAGAGUCUGUUGGCCCCCCCCCUUCAUUUGCUACGCUGGACGGUACUCGAGGGGAGACGUCGCCGUGACGACCGAGCUGGAGAGAUUAGCGUUUUUGUUUGGUUUAUUUCGAUGAUUACAGUUGACUCAUGGUGCCUGGUGUCGCUGCCUGUGUCGUCCAGCCCAGACCGGGCUGGCAUGGAGCACAGGAGCAUUUCUGUCUGUCUUUCUGUCCGUCAGUCUGCUCACUAAUUGACGAACACCCACGAACACCCCUCUCCACAACUCCCCUGUCUGUCUCUCUCUCUAUCAUUGAUACUAGGAUAAUCUACAGAGGGACUGUUUGUCUGCCAUUAUGGAAGUGUAAAAUCUUUAGUGUAAAAUAACACUUUUGAGGAAAAAUUAGUUAUAUUAAAUAUUUCUUUUAUUUAUACUUGUUGUCUUUGCUUUUUUGCCAUGUAACCGCCAAACAUUGGACAUUUUCCAAAUACAAACAUAUAAUCGAAGAGUGUUCGAUUAUAUUGUGGUUGACUGGGACCGGUUGUGCCUACUCUCCCAGAAUCCCAUGGGGCGGGAGGUCAUCGUUUAGUGACAUCACACAUAUAGAUAGAUAGAUAAGUCUACCCAGUGGACUGUACUAAAAGCAUCGAGGGGAACACUCCCACUGGUGAUAUCACUUUGGGGCAGAGGUCAGCUGUAGGUAGCUGUAGUAUAUCAGACAAUAAUAGUUUGUUUCAUCAAUAGCAUAAUGAGGUUUAGAGUUACAAAUUAAAAGUCUGUACAUCCCUGAUAGUGGAUUCUCCCGGUUGGAAGGUCAUUUUGGGUCUUCUUCCCAAUUGUCAACAGACCAACGCCUACGGGUGCUCCUACUAAACACACGUUAUACGGGCAAAGUCUAGUCGACAUUUUACCUUUAGCAGACGCUUUUAACCAAAGUGACUUACAUGGAGUGCGAAAGUCUUUCCGUGCUGGUGCAGCCAAUCUAUAAUCAAGCAGAAAAUAAUAGACCAUUAAAAACAUUCAUAAUUUGGAGAAAAAAACGUUUGAGAUUUUUCGCCCAGAUUCCUUAUUUUUUUAACGUUCCUUGUAGAAAUAUAAUACUGGCUAGUAAAGCUCGAGGUAUUGCAACUAAACUGCUUGUAGAACCUGCAAGCAGUUUGUUUGCGAACCUGCCCGUUGUGAGGUAGAAGUAGGUCCUACUGUGGUAUUUCUGGUCGCCACAGGGUGGCAGUGCAAUCCAAACUGUCUAAUAGUUGACGGGUUAUUAUCCUAGAUCCAUAAAGGGCACAGUUUGGCUGGUAAAGUCAGAGCAUGUGCGUGUCUGGCUGUGUGUUUUUUAACACGUUUAAUUUGUUGAAAAGUGUAUGACUUAAAUGUGAAAGGAAAACUUAUUUUCACAACACCUGUGAGACCGCAGGUGUUAUGGACCAGAGUGUAAAAAUAACAAUAAACUCACACUUAUAGCUUCUGGUUUCUGAGAAUUCAAACGGUAGCUAAAACACAUUAUGUUCCCAUGGGGCCUGUUCUUGGGGGGGCCUCAAAAUGACUGGAAACAGGAUAUGUGUUUUGUUUUGCUGUGUGUGUGUGUGUGUGUGUGUGUGUUUCGUUUAGCUGUGUGUGUGUUUGUGUGUGUGUGUGGGUGAAGGUGUGUGCGUGUGUGUGUUGUAAACAAUCAGAUUGCUGCAACAGGAAGUGGAUCACUGUGUGGUUUCAUCUCCUCCAGUUCUGAGUACACCGCGCCACCACACAGCUCAGCAGACACGCCACCCGCCGCAACAAGGGGAUCGAAUCUCCUUCCAGUUAACCCUGUGUUGUCAUAGAGACCUUGAACCUAGACCACAGUCUGGACUGUAGAGCUGUGGAGGUAGGCCUCCCCCCUAGACCCCGGUCUGGACCAUAGCCCUCCCCCUAGACCCGGUCUGGACCAUAGGCCUCCCCCUAGACCCAGGUCUGGACCGCAGAGCUCCAGACCUGCCUCAAGGUCAGUUCCACCUUGGAAUAAGGAUGAAUAAACACGGUAGUACCAUUGAAGAAUAUGGAAUCGUGUCACCUUUUAAAAAAAUAUUUUAUUCUCAGAUCAUCAAACAUAUUUGAACAAAAAAGGUUUGGCUUUGUACAAGUGGCAGCAUUCAGAUAUUAUGGGAUACGUCUUGACACAUCAUU
Messenger RNA from Gadus chalcogrammus (walleye pollock), 4232 nucleotides. RefSeq names its product transmembrane and ubiquitin-like domain-containing protein 1. Lineage: Eukaryota; Metazoa; Chordata; Actinopteri; Gadiformes; Gadidae. Bases 801 to 1688 code for a protein of 295 amino acids. Gene Ontology annotation, molecular function: protein binding. The record is from RefSeq and is a predicted model, not a curated record. The transcript has 3 exons.